Drosophila miranda is the source of this 636-nucleotide messenger RNA. It is a transcript of the gene Rab9D, whose product is annotated as GTP-binding protein ypt1. Gene Ontology annotation, molecular function: GTPase activity; GTP binding. Bases 1 to 636 code for a protein of 211 amino acids. The transcript has a single exon. NCBI's taxonomy places the organism in Eukaryota, Metazoa, Arthropoda, Insecta, Diptera, Drosophilidae. The record is from RefSeq and is a predicted model, not a curated record.
AUGCACUUCAAGCUACUCUUGUUGGGGGAUUCAGGCGUGGGCAAGACCAGCCUGCUGCAGCGCUUCAUGGGCGGACGCUUCACGGCCAACUACCACAGCUCCGUGGGCGUGGAGUUGGGGAUACACUACAUUGAGGUGGCCGGCGAGGUUGUGCAGCUGCUCAUCUGGGAUGCCUCCGGGGAGAAGCGCUUCCGUCCGCUGCUGCCCUCCUACUACCGGGAGGUGCACGGCAUUCUGUUGGUCUACGACGCCACAAAUCCAUCCAGCUUCAAGAGCUUGCCAGGCUGGCUGGACGAGAUCGAAACGUUCGGCAAGCAGGACGUGAGCAUUGUCCUCGUGGGCAACAAGUGCGAAGACCUGGAGAGCCGCAAGAUCAGCCAAUUGGAGGGAAUAACCUUUGCCGACGGCAAGGGACUCGCCUUCUGUGAGGCCUCCGCCAGAAGCGGCGUCAAUGUUGACCAAAUCUUUGCCACUCUGUCGCUGAAGAUAUACGAAAUCUACAAGGCCAAAUGCUCUAACACCUACACGGUUUACCUGAAGCCAGACCCGGAGCAGGUCCUCCAGGACACUGGCAGUAUCCGCCUGGCUGGUUCGGCGGGCCCAAAGAACACCAACAACGGCGGUUGCUGUUGGUGA